Rotaria sp. Silwood2 is the source of this 1251-nucleotide messenger RNA. The record is from the annotation of a GenBank genome assembly. NCBI's taxonomy places the organism in Eukaryota, Metazoa, Rotifera, Eurotatoria, Philodinida, Philodinidae.
AUGCGGUUUAUAUUGUCUGUAGUAUUAAAGGAAUUAAAUGGAACUAACUCAAAAAAACCUUUAUUUCAAUUAAUUAAAAGAAAUCUUAAUAAUCUAUUUAAUUUAAAUAAUUCUUUAUUAAAUAGUCGAAUAUUACGUCGAUUUCAAUCAUCUGAAUCAAAAUCGCGCGAAGAUUUUUUAUCAAGUUCUUCUCAUAAAUUAAAUUGUGAUAUAUUUAUAUUAACUAAAGAUGGUGAUUUACAAGUUCAUCGAGGUCCAUUUGAUCGUGCUCAAAUAUGUCAACAAUAUAAUCUUGCACCAAGAGAUUUACAAAAACUUGAUACUGAUCUUCUUAUUAAUGUUCCAAUAAUUGAUAUACGUCAAAAUCGAUUUAUUUGUUUUUCAUUUCGAAGACUUCGAAGUUUAGUGCAAUCUGAUCGAAGCAUUUUUUUUGUUCCAUCUGCUGAUAAAGUUAUAGCAGAACCUUUUGGAAUAAAAGAUGCUGUUCAUUGGGAACGUAUUGCUCAAGCGUAUAAUCGAAAUGUCAGAUAUAUACAUGAACUUUAUAAUGAACGAUUUGUUACUCCUACAUUAAAUAAUAUUGAUCCAAUACCAUUUGAAUUUCGAAUAGCGGAAAUUAAUUUAGAAACUGUUGCUCGUCAAUUAAAAUUAAAAACAAAUGAACUUUUAAAUGAAUUUCAAAAUGUUCGAGAACGUGCUUAUGCUCGUAUUACUCUUGUAAGUUUACGUGAACUUGCUUUACUCAAAGAAAAAGUUGAUAAAUAUAAACGAAAUGCUGAUCUUGCACAUCAAGCUAUCGUUGAUGUUCUUGCACAAGAUGAAGAUAUGAUUGGAAUGUAUCUUACUGAUAAUCGUAAACGAGAUAUAUCCGAUCAUAUAGAAGUUGAACUUUUACUUGAAGCAUGUACUAAACAAAUGGCCGAAGUACGUCGAUCUAUUUCGGAUCUUUCUGAUUCAGUUCAUACACUUGAAAGUGCUACGGGUUUUAUGCUUGAUGCUGUUCGAAAUGAACUUCUUGCAUUUGAAAUUCGAAUUAAUAUUAUAACAAUGGGUUUUGGAGUGGGCGCUUUUGUUACAGGAAUGUAUGGAAUGAAUUUAUUAAAUGGCUUUGAACAACAUCCAUAUGCAUUUUAUAUUGUUACUGGUACAACAUGUUGUUUUAUUUGUGGAAUUAUUACGAUUGGAAUUAUGCGAUUGCUUCGAUAUAGAAAAGUUCGAUUGCAUAGAUCAAAUAAAAUCAACAUUUUUUAA